This is a messenger RNA of Amphibalanus amphitrite, 923 nucleotides long. Its product is annotated as lamin Dm0-like. NCBI's taxonomy places the organism in Eukaryota, Metazoa, Arthropoda, Thecostraca, Balanomorpha, Balanidae. The record is from RefSeq and is a predicted model, not a curated record. The coding region runs from base 24 to 923 and encodes 299 amino acids. The transcript is spliced from 6 exons.
AAAUCGCAGCUGUUCGUGAAGAAAUGAACUUUUUGCGCGAAGAAAUGAAGGCUCUGCGCGAAGAAAUGACCAAUCAACGUGAAGAGACGAAGGGAUGUAAGAGCGAGGUGACUAAUUUGAAGACGGAGAUGAAAAGACAAAAGGAGGAGAACACCGCACUGCAUAGUGAGGUGGUUCGCCUGCAGCAGGCAAUGGUCGAGGAGCGCUCCACUCGCCAGGUGGUCGUGGAGGAGCUGCGGCAGGAGAUCCGCCGGCUUACAGCGCCAUUCGGCCGUCUGCAGGGGCUGGUGCCACGAGAGCAGGAGGAGGGCGUCGAGACGCAGGUGCCACUGGAUAGGGCUCAGGUGCGCGAACUGGAGGACCGACUGAACCAGGCGCUGGUCGACCAGAAGAGGGCGGAGGAUGACCUGAAGGAAUCGCGCGCCAUUAAUACGGCCACGGAGACCAGGCUGCGCGAGACUGAAGCGCGCAAUGACGACCUCAUCAGCAAAACCAGCGACCUGGAGCAGACCAACGCCUCACUGAAGAAGCGCUUGCACGAAAUGGAGCGCACACUGGAUCACGAGCGGUCGUCGAGCAAGGACAAAGAUGAUGUGAUAAAGCGUCAACAGGAGGAGAUACAGCAGCAAAAGGAGAGGCAACAGGCUCUGAUGAAAACCAAAGUGGCACUAGAUGCGGAGGUAUCUGCCUUUAACAAGCUGCUCGAGUCUAAGAAUAACAAGUUAGUGCAGCCGCCGACGAUGGGCAUAAAGAAGCUAUGUUUCCCGCCGGGCCUGAGCGAGAAAUCGCUGACGAACAUCCUGCAGAAUUCCGAGGGUAUGGAGGAACUGACCGUGACUGCACCCUCCGACUCAACGGGGCAGUGGGUGCGACUACUUCCACCGUCUUUGGGAAGGCUGGACGUUUUCGAUUAUUAUAGGUAA